CAAGGGUGACCUUUAUUCAGCUGUCUCCUUUUUGAUUCUCAUAACUUCUGGAUCUAUCAAGGACUGCUUACAUUAAAGGAGUUCCUCUUCCUUUGUUUCAUGAAAUUGAGCUUGCUUAAUCAGACAUGGAGCAAAUGGACUGCAAACCCUACCAGCCUCUCUCAAAAGUCAAGCAUGAAAUGGAUCUAGCUGAUACGAGUUCUUCUGAUGAAAGUGAAGAUGGACAAAAACCAAGACAGUCGUACAACUCCAGAGAAACUCUGCAUGAGUACAACCAAGAGCUGAGGAUGAAUUACAAUAGCCAGAGCAGGAAGAGGAAAGAAGUGGAGAAAUCUACUCAAGAGAUGGAAUUCUGUGAAACUCCUCACACUCUGUGCUCUGGCUACCAGACAGACAUGCACAGUGUUUCUCGGCAUGGCUACCAGCUAGAGAUGGGCUCUGAUGUGGACACGGAGACGGAAGGGGCGGCCUCACCUGACCACGCUCUGAGAAUGUGGAUACGGGGGAUGAAAUCAGAACACAGUUCCUGUUUGUCCAGCCGGGCCAACUCUGCACUGUCCUUGACUGACACAGAACAUGAAAGGAAGUCGGAUGGGGAGAAUGGUUUUAAAUUCUCUCCUGUUUGUUGUGACAUGGAGGCUCCAGCUGGGUCUACUCAAGACAUGCAGAGCAGCCCACACAACCAGUUCACCUUCAGACCCCUCCCGCCGCCGCCGCCGCCUCCGCAUGCGUGCACCUGUGCCAGGAAACCACCCCCUGCAGCCGACUCUCUUCAGAGAUCAAUGACUACCCGCAGCCAGCCCAGCCCAGCUGCUCCAGCUCCCCCAACCAGUACACAGGACUCGGUUCAUCUGCAUAACAGCUGGGUCUUGAAUAGCAACAUACCAUUGGAGACCAGGCAUUUCCUGUUUAAACAUGGGUCUGGUUCCUCUGCUAUCUUCAGUGCGGCCAGUCAGAACUACCCGCUGACGUCCAAUACUGUGUACUCGCCUCCUCCCAGGCCACUUCCUCGAAGCACCUUUUCCAGACCUGCCUUUACCUUUAACAAACCUUACAGGUGCUGCAACUGGAAGUGCACGGCCUUGAGCGCCACUGCAAUCACGGUGACUUUGGCCUUGUUGCUAGCCUAUGUGAUUGCAGUACAUUUGUUCGGCCUGACUUGGCAGUUGCAACCAGUUGAAGGACAGCUCUAUGAAAAUGGAGUUAGCAAAGGGAACAGAGGGACCGAAUCCAUGGAUACUACUUACUCUCCAAUUGGAGGAAAAGUUUCCGAUAAAUCAGAGAAAAAAGUGUUUCAGAAGGGACGGGCGAUAGACACUGGAGAAGUUGACAUUGGUGCACAGGUCAUGCAGACCAUUCCACCCGGCUUAUUCUGGCGUUUCCAGAUUACUAUCCACCAUCCUAUAUACCUGAAAUUCAAUAUUUCUUUAGCCAAGGACUCUCUGCUGGGAAUUUAUGGCAGAAGAAACAUUCCACCUACACACACGCAGUUUGAUUUUGUAAAAUUGAUGGAUGGAAAACAACUGGUCAAGCAGGAUCCUAAGGGCUCUGAUGAUACCCAGCACUCCCCUCGGAACCUGAUCUUAACCUCACUGCAAGAGACCGGUUUCAUAGAGUAUAUGGACCAAGGGCCUUGGUAUCUGGCAUUUUACAAUGAUGGAAAAAAGAUGGAGCAAGUAUUCGUGUUAACCACAGCAAUCGAAAUAAUGGAUGACUGUUCAACCAAUUGCAAUGGAAAUGGAGAGUGUAUCUCGGGCCAUUGUCAUUGUUUUCCAGGAUUCCUUGGGCCUGACUGUGCGAGAGAUUCGUGCCCUGUGCUGUGUGGCGGGAAUGGAGAAUACGAGAAAGGACACUGUGUCUGCCGAAAUGGCUGGAAGGGGCCAGAGUGCGACGUUCCAGAAGAGCAAUGCAUUGACCCAACAUGCUUCGGUCACGGCACCUGCAUCAUGGGGGUCUGCAUCUGUGUGCCAGGCUACAAAGGAGAAAUAUGCGAGGAAGAGGACUGCUUAGACCCGAUGUGUUCCAGCCAUGGCAUCUGUGUAAAAGGAGAAUGUCACUGUUCUACUGGUUGGGGAGGAGUCAACUGUGAAACCCCACUUCCUAUAUGUCAAGAGCAGUGCUCAGGACAUGGAACUUUUCUUCUGGACACUGGAGUGUGCAGCUGUGAUCCCAAGUGGACAGGAUCUGACUGCUCAACAGAGCUCUGUACCAUGGAGUGUGGUAGCCAUGGAGUCUGCUCAAGAGGAAUUUGCCAGUGUGAAGAAGGCUGGGUAGGACCAACAUGUGAAGAACGCUCCUGUCAUUCUCACUGUGCCGAGCAUGGCCAGUGCAAAGAUGGAAAAUGUGAGUGUAGCCCUGGAUGGGAGGGCGACCACUGCACAAUUGCUCACUACUUAGAUGCUGUCCGAGAUGGCUGCCCAGGGCUCUGCUUUGGAAAUGGGAGAUGUACCCUGGAUCAAAAUGGUUGGCACUGUGUGUGUCAGGUGGGUUGGAGCGGGACAGGCUGCAAUGUUGUCAUGGAAAUGCUUUGUGGAGAUAACUUGGACAAUGAUGGAGAUGGUUUGACGGACUGUGUGGACCCUGAUUGUUGUCAACAAAGCAACUGUUAUGUAAGUCCUCUCUGUCAGGGCUCACCAGAUCCUCUUGAUCUCAUUCAGCAAAGCCAACCCCUCUUCUCUCAGCACACCUCAAGACUCUUCUAUGAUCGAAUCAAAUUCCUCAUUGGCAAGGACAGUACUCACGUCAUUCCUCCAGAGAUCUCAUUUGACAGCAGGCGUGCUUGUGUGAUUCGAGGCCAAGUGGUGGCCGUAGAUGGAACCCCUUUAGUAGGGGUGAAUGUUAGUUUCUUGCACCACAGUGAUUAUGGGUUUACCAUCAGCCGGCAAGAUGGAAGCUUUGACCUCGUAGCCAUUGGCGGUAUUUCCGUCAUCUUAAUUUUUGACCGAUCACCUUUCCUGUCUGAGAAGAGGACACUCUGGUUACCUUGGAAUCAGUUCAUUGUGGUAGAGAAAGUAACCAUGCAGAGAGUUGUAUCAGACCCACCAUCCUGCGACAUCUCCAACUUUAUCAGCCCAAACCCUAUUGUGCUUCCUUCACCACUCACAUCAUUUGGAGGUUCCUGUCCAGAGAGGGGAACUAUUGUUCCUGAGCUGCAGGUUGUACAGGAAGAGAUCCCCAUUCCUUCCAGCUUUGUGAGGCUGAGUUACCUGAGCAGCCGCACCUCUGGGUAUAAAACCCUCCUCCGGAUCCUUCUGACACAUUCGACCAUUCCUAUGGGAAUGAUAAAAGUACACCUCAUGGUAGCUGUGGAAGGGCGACUCACGCAGAAGUGGUUUCCUGCUGCAAUUAAUCUCAUCUACACAUUUGCUUGGAACAAGACUGACAUCUAUGGUCAGAAGGUUUGGGGCCUGGCAGAGGCUUUGGUAUCUGUGGGAUAUGAAUAUGAAACAUGCCCUGACUUUAUUCUCUGGGAGAAAAGGACAGUCAUCUUACAAGGCUUUGAGAUGGAUGCUUCUAACCUAGGAGGCUGGUCAUUGAAUAAGCAUCAUAUUUUGAAUCCUCAAAGUGGAAUCAUACAUAAAGGGAAUGGAGAAAAUAUGUUCAUUUCCCAGCAGCCCCCAGUCAUAUCAACCAUAAUGGGUAAUGGACACCAACGAAGCGUAGCCUGUACCAACUGCAAUGGCCCAGCUCACAACAACAAACUCUUUGCUCCUGUUGCCUUAGCUUCUGGCCCUGAUGGUAGUGUGUAUGUUGGCGACUUUAAUUUUGUAAGACGAAUAUUUCCCUCGGGAAACUCCGUUAGUAUUUUGGAAUUAAGAAACAGAGAUACCAGACAUAGCACAAGUCCUGCUCACAAAUACUAUCUGGCUAUGGACCCUGUGUCUGAAUCACUUUAUCUAUCAGACACCAACACUCGAAAAGUCUACAGGUUGAAAUCUCUUGUGGAAACAAAAGAUCUGUCCAAGAAUUUUGAAGUGGUGGCAGGAACAGGUGAUCAGUGCCUUCCCUUUGACCAGAGUCACUGUGGAGAUGGCGGGAGAGCAUCAGAAGCUUCACUGAACAGCCCUCGAGAACACUUGAUCAACCAUCCUCCCCCAACUUUGCCAGACAACACCAACGUUGCUGAAAUUCCUGAGACGGGGGAACCAGUGCGAUUAGAGUGGCCAACAGACCUUGCAGUCAAUCCCAUGGACAAUUCAUUGUAUGUCUUGGAUAACAACAUUGUGCUGCAAAUUUCUGAGAACAGACGUGUGCGGAUCAUUGCAGGACGCCCCAUUCACUGCCAGGUGCCAGGCAUCGAUCAUUUCUUGGUCAGCAAGGUGGCAAUUCACUCCACUCUGGAGUCAGCCAGGGCCAUCAGCGUCUCCCACAGCGGGCUGCUCUUCAUAGCUGAAACAGACGAGAGGAAAGUAAACCGCAUUCAGCAAGUCACCACCAACGGAGAGAUCUCCAUCAUAGCUGGUGCCCCUACUGACUGUGACUGCAAAAUUGAUCCCAACUGUGACUGUUUUUCAGGUGAUGGUGGCUAUGCCAAAGAUGCAAAAAUGAAAGCCCCUUCCUCCUUAGCAGUGUCACCUGAUGGUACCCUAUACGUCGCAGACCUUGGGAAUGUUCGAAUUCGUACCAUUAGCAGGAACCAAGCCCACCUGAAUGACAUGAACCUUUAUGAGAUUGCUUCACCUGCUGACCAGGAGCUCUACCAGUUCACUGUCAAUGGAACCCACCUGCACACCUUGAACUUGAUAACACGGGACUAUGUAUAUAAUUUCACCUACAAUGCCGAAGGUGACUUAGGUGCGGUUACCAGCAGCAAUGGCAACUCUGUGCACAUUCGCCGUGACGCAGGCGGGAUGCCCCUUUGGCUUGUGGUGCCUGGCGGGCAGGUGUACUGGCUGACCAUAAGCAGCAAUGGAGUCCUGAAAAGAGUGUCAGCCCAAGGCUAUAAUCUGGCCUUGAUGACCUAUCCGGGAAACACGGGGCUUUUGGCUACCAAAAGUAAUGAAAAUGGAUGGACAACUGUUUAUGAAGAAAAACUUACUAACAAUGCUAACACUUACUUGAUGCUGGCCCAUAACCGAAACCUGCUCUCCAUAGAUUUUGAUCAUAUAACUCGCACGGGAAAGAUCUACGAUGACCACCGGAAAUUCACCCUUCGAAUUCUUUAUGACCAGACUGGACGACCUACUCUGUGGUCUCCCGUAAGCCGAUAUAAUGAAGUGAACAUCACAUAUUCACCUUCGGGAUUGGUGACGUUUAUUCAAAGAGGGACGUGGAAUGAAAAAAUGGAAUAUGACCAGAGCGGAAAAAUAAUUUCAAGAACUUGGGCUGAUGGAAAAAUUUGGAGCUAUACCUACUUAGAAAAGUCUGUGAUGCUUCUCUUACAUAGCCAGCGGCGCUACAUCUUUGAGUACGACCAGUCGGAUUGUCUGCUCUCAGUCACCAUGCCGAGUAUGGUGCGCCACAGCCUACAAACCAUGCUUUCAGUGGGCUACUACCGGAACAUCUACACCCCGCCAGACAGUAGCACUUCUUUUAUCCAAGACUACAGUCGGGACGGCCGACUGCUGCAGACCCUGCAUCUGGGAACAGGGCGCAGAGUUUUAUACAAAUACACCAAGCAAGCCAGGCUGUCUGAAGUUCUCUAUGAUACCACUCAGGUCACAUUAACAUAUGAAGAGUCUUCUGGAGUCAUUAAGACAAUACACCUGAUGCACGACGGCUUCAUUUGCACGAUCAGAUAUAGGCAAACAGGACCUCUUAUUGGACGCCAGAUCUUCAGAUUCAGCGAAGAGGGGCUGGUGAACGCUCGGUUUGACUACAGCUACAACAACUUCCGAGUUACCAGCAUGCAAGCUGUGAUCAAUGAAACCCCUUUGCCCAUAGAUCUGUACCGAUAUGUUGAUGUUUCCGGUAGAACAGAACAGUUUGGAAAAUUCAGUGUCAUUAAUUACGAUUUAAAUCAGGUCAUAACCACUACGGUGAUGAAGCACACCAAGAUCUUCAGUGCCAACGGACAAGUUAUUGAAGUCCAAUAUGAAAUCCUAAAGGCUAUUGCCUACUGGAUGACAAUUCAAUAUGAUAAUAUGGGGCGUAUGGUGAUAUGUGAUAUAAGAGUGGGAGUAGAUGCCAACAUAACGAGAUACUUCUAUGAAUACGAUGCCGAUGGGCAACUUCAGACUGUUUCUGUAAAUGACAAAACCCAGUGGCGUUAUAGUUAUGAUCUGAAUGGAAACAUCAACCUCUUAAGCCAUGGAAAUAGUGCUCGUCUUACUCCUCUCCGAUAUGACCUCCGAGACCGCAUCACCAGACUCGGAGAAAUUCAGUAUAAAAUGGAUGAAGAUGGCUUUCUGAGGCAGAGGGGAAAUGACAUAUUUGAAUAUAAUUCUAAUGGUCUGCUGCAGAAAGCCUACAAUAAGGCUGCUGGCUGGACUGUGCAGUAUUACUAUGAUGGGCUUGGGCGACGUGUCGCCAGUAAGUCCAGCCUAGGGCAGCACCUUCAGUUCUUUUAUGCGGACCUGGCCAACCCCAUAAGAGUUACUCAUUUGUACAACCACACGAGCUCAGAGAUUACAUCCCUGUAUUAUGAUCUCCAAGGUCACCUUAUUGCCAUGGAGCUAAGCAGUGGUGAAGAAUAUUAUGUAGCUUGUGAUAAUAUAGGCACCCCACUGGCUGUGUUCAGCAGUCGAGGUCAGGUGAUAAAAGAGAUAUUGUACACGCCUUAUGGAGAUAUCUAUCAUGACACUUACCCUGACUUUCAGGUCGUCAUUGGUUUCCAUGGAGGACUCUAUGAUUUGCUUACUAAAUUAGUGCACCUGGGGCAAAGGGAUUACGAUGUUUUUGCUGGCAGGUGGACAACGCCUAAUCAUCACAUAUGGAAACAGUUGAACCUCCUUCCUAAACCAUUCAACCUCUACUCCUUUGAAAAUAACUACCCAGUUGGCAAAAUUCAAGAUGUUUCAAAGUAUACCACAGACAUUGGAAGUUGGUUGGAGCUGUUUGGUUUCCAGUUACACAAUGUUCUACCUGGAUUUCCCAAACCAGAAUUAGAAAAUUUGGAAUUAACUUAUGAGCUUCUACAGCUUCAGACAAAAACUCAAGAGUGGGAUCCUGGAAAGACUAUUCUGGGUAUUCAGUGUGAGCUCCAGAAACAGCUCAGGAAUUUCAUUUCCUUGGACCAACUUCCUAUGACUCCCCGAUACAAUGAUGGACGGUGCCUUGAAGGAGGGAAGCAACCAAGGUUUGCGGCUGUUCCUUCUGUUUUUGGAAAAGGUAUAAAAUUCGCCAUCAAGGAUGGCAUAGUAACAGCUGAUAUUAUAGGAGUAGCGAAUGAAGAUAGCAGGCGGCUUGCUGCCAUUCUCAAUAAUGCUCAUUACCUGGAAAACCUACAUUUUACCAUAGAGGGGAGGGACACUCACUACUUCAUUAAGCUUGGGUCUCUGGAGGAAGACCUGGUGCUCAUCGGUAACACUGGGGGGAGGCGGAUUCUAGAGAAUGGUGUCAAUGUCACUGUGUCCCAGAUGACUUCUGUGUUGAAUGGGAGGACUAGACGGUUUGCAGAUAUCCAGCUCCAGCACGGGGCUCUGUGCUUCAACAUCCGGUAUGGGACAACUGUCGAAGAGGAAAAGAAUCACGUGUUGGAGAUUGCCAGACAACGUGCUGUUGCCCAGGCCUGGACUAAGGAACAAAGAAGACUGCAAGAAGGGGAGGAGGGUAUUCGAGCAUGGACAGAGGGAGAAAAGCAGCAGCUUUUGAGCACUGGGAGGGUACAAGGUUAUGAUGGGUAUUUUGUUUUGUCUGUUGAGCAGUAUUUAGAACUUUCUGACAGUGCCAACAAUAUUCACUUUAUGAGACAGAGCGAAAUAGGCAGGAGGUAACAAAAAAAAUCUCUGCCUUUGCGUCACCAAAGACUGCCUGUUUUUAAAACAUAAAAUGGUUUAUUGUAUUGGUUUUCUAGAUCAGAACUCUGUAUAUGUAAAUAUGGAGGAAAAACAUAUCCAACUGCCUUUCAAUGUGACGGAAGAUGGUAUUUUAAUAUUGUUUGUUUAAACUCUUUAAGAAAUGACAGAGAUUUUUAGUUCUUGUGUGGCAGUAUUCAAAAUAACACAAGUAAAAGAGCUAAAAAAAAAAGUUUUCAGAAAGCACCACUUUAAAUUUGUCAAGCCAUGCAUAUGUUCAAAUAUAAAGGACCCAAGGUUCUCUAUCUCUAUUGUGACACGAAAUUUCACGUUUAACUGUUGGCAGAACUUGUGGGCUAUUUGAAAAUGUGGUGCAAUAGUAUUCUGAACCCUGCUUUUCGAAAGACUGCCAGCCCUUUCACAUUUCCCAGAUCCGUUAUAGGAAACUUACAAACAAGUGUAAAAUGUCCUCAGCCACCAUCUCCCAGAGUCAGGACCCAUUCGCCCUUCCUCCCUGAUUAUUCCUCCUUGCUUGUUAAAGUAAAUGCCAUGUUCUUGUGCUGUGUUUUGGCGUGUGGUGGCUGGGUUCUGCCUACCACGCCUCCCUAUGGGUGUGGUAACAGGACUGAAUUACCACUAUUUGCUUGUGUGUACAUGAUACCAAGGCACCUGGCCAGUGUAACUUCUCCCACAACCUGUUUUGACUACUUUUUUUUUUUUUUUUUUUUACCAAAUUGUAAGCAUAGCUUUUAUUAACCUGGGUAGGAAUUUCUCAUUUAUAUAAAGCGUGUGCUUUUGGUCAUAGUUUCACAUUAGUGAUUCCAUACUGAUACACUAAUCCAGUGGUGUUGUGCACACGGAAGGUAAUUUACUACAAAUGAUUCUGGUACAAAAAAAUAAAAGAGACUUUAGCAGGCAUACGUGCCUGGAAUACCGAUAAAUACGUUCACUACUACUGCAGAAAUUCACAAGAGCCAAAACCUUUAUAAAAACAGACCUAGUACUAAGACGAAAGGAAAAUACUAAAGGGAAGACCAAACCAAACAUUACAGUAGUUGCUGCCACAUUGACUCAUCCCACUUAGAUUUAUCUUUCAAAUGUACAAUUCUGUAUUGAACAUCUCCCAGCCACAGUCAGGAAAUUUAAUUAAACGAACCCUUUCCAAUCUAAAACAUUUCAACUCAUUAUAGAGAGGCAGACUGUUUUUUUUACUAAAAUAAUUUAUACGGUUAGUUAUUUUGGUUCUCUGUCUUUACCCAUUUAUUUUUAUUUAAUCAUCUGUCCUGCCUGGGAAAAUAACUAUUUUCCAGGAAAGCUUAUUUUGUUCCAUGAUCAGUUAAACUUUGGAAAAAGAUCAGGAUUAGUGGUAAUAUCAGCUGCAGUUUCUCAAUCUUUAUGAAUCCUGUAGUAAAAAGAAGUCCCUUGGUGAGCUGCGAGAUUUGUGCCCAGUGACAAAGAGACAGUUUGUGAAAACGCUGUGUAAUUGUAAGUUACCACAAAUGAAAAUACAUGACAGCACAAUGUGGCCUGCUGAAAAUUCCCCUGAGCCAGCUUCAGCACCUUUCAUCACUGGGUCUGCACAUUCGCUAUGUCUGAAGGAGAAUUUAUGAUGGAAUGUUACAGUUUGGAUUCUUUCCAGCUACUACCUAAAUGCAGUGUGGGGUCAUUGCCUUGCUUUGUGAUGACAGUCUUCUUUGAAAAUAUGCAAAGUCAGAAUUCAGGCUCCCGUUAAGGUUUUUAAAGAGUCUGAUUUCUUACUCCACCAAGUGGAAGGACAGAAAGGCAAGGACCUGCAGACAGCAGGGGAGGGUGGAUCCAAACAUUUCAUUUUCAAAAACUUCACAUUGGGAUUACCACAUUCUUACGCAUGUAUUCCGAGAGAAAGACAGAGAGAAAGAGAGAGAAUUCAUGAUGAACUCCUCUCUCUUUUUAAGUGGAAGCACACCAGCUCAAGAGAUUACUGAUAGAGACUACAAUCAUAUUACUGUGUUGUUUUUUUCCCCCUGAAUCAGGCCUGUGUUAGUGGUACAGUAUUUAUUCAGCACGGGAUUCUAAAAUUAUGAACAAACUUGUUGAAAAUUUGAAUACCUCCACACCAGCCUAAAAAUGGACCUUAAGUUCCUAGAAACUCUGAAGUUCUUUUAAAUCAAUGGAAAAAUAAUUUGCGAACUGUAUAUAGAGAGUGCAUUCAUAAAUGUGAUGAUGUAUUUUAUCACUAAUCCAAGAUGUCAAUAUUAGAGUCUAUUUUGCUUAUAUUUUAAGCGAUUAUUAUACUUUUUUGCAAUUCACUGAUGAUGUAUCAUUUUCAAACUGCUUUAAAUAUCCAUUAGGAACAAAUAUUUGAAGCUUUUACUUAAUAGUGAUUACCUUGAACUGUGCAUUUCUAGUUUGUAAUACAUAUUUAUUUAGUUUGUGCCUUUAGUUUCUUAAAGUUGUAUUAUAUUCAGGAAAUGCACUUUUUAUCACUUAUAGCUGUGGUUUUAAUACUGCCUUGAACUAUUAUUUUUCUCUUUACCACUUCCAAAGUUUUUGGGAGGAAAGAGAAAAAAACCCAAAAGGUUAGCACCAAUGAACAGUAAAUCUAAGAGAAACAUUUUGGCAUUUCUUAAUAAGAACGUGGAGAUAUUGGGUACAUCGUUCAGCUGAAUACAAGGAAUGCCUUCAUAGAUUUGCAAUUCUGAAGUUUAACUUAAUGAAAGAACAAUUUGUUUGCAUUUCCUGAUGAAAGUAAAUGUAUCUUAAAGGGAAAUAUUUGAAUUUCUCAUACCCAGAGCACAGGCAGCUGACACUGCAUAACCACACACCAUUCAAGCACGUUCGAAUGAGAGCACGCUAGUUGGGGCUCUCAUGAAGAACAUUCUGGGCUGGAGGCAGGGACUACUCUGUGGUUGUUUCUUUUUCCUAGUUAGGCCCACUUUACUUGUGCUGUUUUGUUUUAUUUUGUUUCGUUUUGUUUUUACUCUUGCACUACGGUCUAGAGAUCCAAAUGAACUGCAAAGUUUGCAGUUUAACAGACAUUUGAUUACAUUUAUUUUUAGUUGUCAUUCUAAUCAUUAUUGAUUAGAAGCAUGACUCCUGAAGGAAAGGGAAAUAAAGCCCAAUUCAUCCUAAUUUCUAGCAAAACACUCACCAUAUAAAUAGGCAUAUGUUUUAUUUUUAACCCAGCAAAAUACUGUAUAAAAUAAGCGUGUCCUUUACUGUCAAUUUAUCUAGAAGAUCUAUAAUAUAUAGACUAUAUAUAUAUAAUAUAAUAUAUAUACAACAUAGCCAAAUGUAUAAAAACUUGACAAUGUAUAAUUUGGAAUUCACAGGCUAACUACAUAGAGAGGUAUAAAAUUGAAUGAUAAUUUUUCUAAGAUUUUUCUUUUUCAUAACUGUUGACACAGUUUCAAGCAUUCUAUCAUAUUGUUCCUACUCUUUUUUUUUCUUUCCUUUUUUUAAAAUCUAUUUUUAACCAGACCAGGCCCCACUGUAAUAUCACCUGAGAGAGUCAGGGCGAAGUUUUUACAUUUAUAAAGAUACAUUCCUGUAAGGGCAAUUGUAAUGGAAGCAAAAGUAUAGGAAUCAAGUAUUGAAACACACUCUUUGGAAGAGACUGGAGUGUAUUCUAGCUUGUGGAAAGACAGAAGGCUACAGAUUGGAUGCGACAUUCUUGUUUUCUUGGAGGAACUCACAUACACGUAGCUGACCUGACUAGUACUUCAGAUCUCAGACUGCUCUUCCACAGCCUUCUGUAAGGUUCUUUAUUCUGCAAAGGAAAAAACAAAACAAAAAAAACACAAAAAAACAAAAAAGACCAAAAAAACAAAAAAAAACAAAAAACAAAAAAGCAAAACAAAAAAAAAACAGAAAACAACAAACAACAAAAAAGAAUUCAACCACAAAAUAGUGACUGUUAGUUCAGUGUGUCCUUCACGUGAAAGCUAUUAAGGACCAAACCUACUACUGUGUGUACGAAGAAAUUACUUCCUAAACAGUAACUGAAAAUAGUUAGUUAAACUUGCUGUGGAUUUUGUCUUGGCAGUUGUCAUCUUACAUUAUUUGUCAAAGGAAAUGUGUUUGGCAGUUAAAAAUCUUUCCUUAGAUUUAGUGGUGGACUUUAACCUCUUAAAUAAAUGUUAGUAUAUCAGAUUGUGUCCUUGAAAAAUAUUUUACUUGUAUGAAUCAUGACAAUGUCUAAAUCUUUACUCUUCUUCUGGCAAAAGCAUCGGUAAGAAAGAAGGUGAAAAAGAGAAGUAUAGCCUUUACGUCAGAAAAAUAUUCUUUUUAGCUGCUUACUUUCUCAUGAACAGUAAAAAUGUUUACAGUGUAUGCCACUUUCAGUUUCUAUAUAACAACAGUUAGAGGUUCUAAUCAUACUGAAAAUUGUGUUAUAAUGGCGUGAGCCAUGUUGCUAGGAAACAAUAGGUUCCAAUUUUGUAUUCCUGCUCUCACUCCUGUGCUGAAAAGUGACUGGAUACUGUACAGGUUCAUGUUCUCUGGCUGCAGUUAAAUGGUCUUUUGCAUUUUGCUCUGGCUUUCAGGCCAGAAGCAUGCAUUUUUCUACAAGAGCAUCACAACAACGUGCUGUAAAUAUUUAAAGUUCAACAUUAUGUGUCGAUAUUUGAAAGAAAAAAGUACUUUGAAUAUUUCAUUUUUAAAAAAUAAAAUUGCAAAUGAA
Messenger RNA from Leptonychotes weddellii (Weddell seal), 12555 nucleotides. The record is from RefSeq and is a predicted model, not a curated record. NCBI's taxonomy places the organism in Eukaryota, Metazoa, Chordata, Mammalia, Carnivora, Phocidae.